Gossypium raimondii (Peruvian cotton) is the source of this 2926-nucleotide messenger RNA. RefSeq lists its product as uncharacterized. The transcript is spliced from 2 exons. The record is from RefSeq and is a predicted model, not a curated record. Gene Ontology annotation, molecular function: zinc ion binding. Bases 490 to 2703 code for a protein of 737 amino acids. NCBI's taxonomy places the organism in Eukaryota, Viridiplantae, Streptophyta, Magnoliopsida, Malvales, Malvaceae.
CUCUCUCAAAUACCCUUCACCACUCUCCCUCUUCUGCCCCUGUAAUUCCUCAAUCUCCCCUUUGCCCUUCGCUUCACCCCCUUUCUCGUUAAUUCCCGAUUUUCUCCCGGAACAAACAAAUCCCUCCCCCUAACCAUUUUACCCGCCAAUUUCCCUCCUUUUCAAAUUUCCUACCUUUUUCUUCCCUUCCCAGCUUCACCCCCUUUUGAUUCCCCUCCCAAUCCCUAGUUUCUUCUUCGAUUCUGGGGGGUUUUCUGGCUUCACCUCUUCUUUUCUUGCGUUUUUGCCCAAUACCCACACCCUUUCUUCGCUGCUUCUUCUAACUUUGUUUAUCGUGCUCUCUUGCCGUUUGGGUUUUGAGCUAGGGUUUCAAGUUCGGUUCUUUUUUCUUUCUCAAUCCAGGUAUGCAUUGACAUAGGUGGAAAAUCUACCUUUUGACCAUCUGUCUGCAUAUUCGGGUUGUGUUGUUCCUAUAGAUUGGUUUAUUCAAUGGCUAACCAUGAUUUGAUACUUGGACAAAGCCACAAUCUAGCAUUGAGGCAGAAUCAGCCACUGGUGCUAGGCCAUGAUCAUAAUUUGGGUCUUACCCAGAACCAUGAUUUGGAGUUAGGACAAACCCAUGAGCGUCAUUUAGGCUUGGGACAGGAUCAUGACUUAGGUUUAGGGCAUUCUCAUGAUCAUGAGUUGGAUUUAGGACAGAGGCAUGACCAAGAAGAGGAUGUUGGCCACAGUUAUGGGCAUGAUAAUGAGUUAGCUAAUGAUCGAAAACCAGAUCAUGGUGACAAUGAGUUAGUUUUAUCAGAGCAUAAUGAAUUGACCGUUUCAGAAAACCAAGAGCUUGAUGAUAGUCUGGCAUUGGCUGUGGAUGACAGCCAGGAGAUGGGAAUUGAUCCUGUCCGAGAUUUGCAGCACUCCCAGAUGGUAGUUAGUCUUCCUCCUGUCCUUCAGGUUCGGAAUUCAAAUCCAACUUACGAAUUGGCUGUUGGGCAAGAGUUCCCGGAUGUCAAAAGCUGUCGUAGGGCAUUGAGGGAUGCGGCUAUUGCUCUUCACUUUGAAAUGCAGACCAUCAAAUCUGAUAAGACUCGUUUUACUGCCAAAUGUGCAAGUGAGGGAUGUCCAUGGCGUAUUCAUGCAGCAAAGCUCCCUGGGGUCCCAACAUUCACAAUCAGAACCAUCCAUGAGACCCAUACAUGUGGAGGGAUUGCUCAUCUUGGCCAUCAACAAGCCUCCGUGCAGUGGGUGGCAAACACUGUGGAACAGCGAUUAAGGGAGAACCCUAAUUACAAGCCGAAGGAGAUAUUGGAAGAGAUUCACCGAGUUCAUGGAAUCACCUUAUCUUACAAGCAAGCCUGGCGAGGCAAGGAGCGUAUCAUGGCUGCUAUGCGUGGAUCUUUUGAGGAAGGGUAUCGCCUACUCCCUCAAUAUUGUGAACAGAUCAAGCGGACAAAUCCGGGGAGUAUUGCGUCUGUUUAUGGAAACCCAACUGAUAACUGUUUCCAGCGUCUAUUCAUAUCAUUUCAGGCCUCAAUUUAUGGUUUUCUGAAUGCUUGUCGACCACUCCUUGGGUUAGAUAGGACAUAUUUGAAAAGCAAGUAUCUUGGAACUUUGCUUCUUGCUACUGGUUUUGAUGGUGAUGGUGCUUUGUUUCCUCUGGCAUUUGGUGUUGUUGAUGAGGAGAAUGAUGAAAACUGGAUGUGGUUUCUCUCUGAACUUCAUAACCUGCUUGAAAUCAAUACUGAAAACAUGCCAAGGCUUACGAUUUUGUCUGAUAGGCAGAAAGGUGUUGUUGAUGGUGUUGAAGCUAAUUUCCCUACAGCUUUUCAUGGAUUUUGCAUGCGUCACUUGAGUGAAAGUUUUAGAAAAGAGUUCAAUAAUACCAUGCUUGUCAACCUUUUAUGGGAAGCCGCUCAUGCCUUGACUGUAAUUGAAUUUGAGGCAAAGAUUCUUGAGAUUGAAGAGAUAUCACAAGAUGCUGCAUAUUGGAUCCGGCGAAUCCCACCUCGUUUGUGGGCAACAGCCUAUUUCGAAGGCACGAGAUUCGGGCAUCUAACAGCAAACAUAGUUGAAUCACUGAAUUCCUGGAUUUUAGAAGCUUCAGGGCUUCCAAUAAUUCAGAUGAUGGAAUGCAUUAGGAGACAGCUUAUGACAUGGUUCAAUGAACGGCGAGAGACUAGCAUGCAGUGGACGUCGAUACUUGUCCCUUCUGCCGAAAGGCGUGUUGCGGAGGCACUUGAGUAUGCACGCACAUAUCAGGUCCUUCGUGCUAAUGAAGCUGAAUUUGAAGUUAUAUCUCGUGAAGGGACAAAUAUUGUGGACAUUCGCAAUCGCUGUUGCCUUUGUCGGGGCUGGCAGUUGUAUGGUUUGCCAUGUGCGCACGCUGUGGCAGCACUUCUUUCUUGCAGGCAGAAUGUUCAUCGAUUUACUGAGAGCUGUUUCACCGUGGCAACAUAUCGGAAGGCAUAUUCUCAAACCAUUCAUCCGAUUCCAGAUAAAAGUCUAUGGAAAGAGUUGUCUGAGGGGGACCCGAAUGCCAACAAAGCCGUUCAAGUUGUCAUUCACCCACCCAAAUCACUUAAACCACCUGGUCGGCCACGAAAAAAGCGAGUUAGAGCAGAAGAUCGUGGCCGUGAGAAGCGGGUUGUGCAUUGUAGCCGUUGUAAUCAGACAGGCCAUUUUAGAACAACAUGUGCAGCACCAAUUUAAGUUCAGAUUUUCUAGUAAGUUAAAACUGCUGCUAUAGUAUUUGGGUAUGUCCCCAUCUGUGCAAAAUGGUUCUUGCUUUCUUCCUUUCUUUUUUUGUUAAUUUAGUAUUUUAUCAGGUAUUAGAUUUGCAAGUAAAUGCGUUGUUCUACUUGUCAUUUAGCUAUCCACUUGCCUUGUAUGAAUGUUCCCUUCAAUAACAUAUCCACCUGACUUGUCUCUUUAA